GCGAGCAUGGAGGCCGUGGCCAGGCUUGAGGCGAGGUUGCUGCUGCUGCGGGAGGAGUGGUUCCAUAGGAAGAGAUCUCUGGAUGAAGAAAGAAAAAUAGAGUACAAAGCUGCUAUCAAAAUCCAGAGCUGGUUUCGAGGAUGCAGAGUCCGAGCCUAUCUGAGAUAUCUGAACCAAAUGGUGAUUAUUAUACAGAGGUGGUGGAGAGGAUAUCUAGGCAGAAAACACUUCAGAAGAAUGGUGAAGACAGCAUAUUUUAUGAUGAAGAUGAAUUUCUACAAUGAAAUGGCUGUCAGGAUUCAGAAAAGAUGGCGAGGCUAUUAUGUUCGGAAAUAUAUCCAUAAUUAUUAUGCACUGAAGAAAUACCUGGAAGCCAUUUCUGUGAAUAACGAGAUUGUCAGGAGUGAACUCCAGAAGUACACGGAAAUGAUGGAAAAUGAAGAGAAAAGGAAAGACCUGGAAAAGAAAGAAAAGGAAAAGAAAUACCAAGCCCGAAAGAUGCAUUACCUCCUUAGCACUGAGCAGAUUCCAGGCAUCUACAAUUCACCCUUCAGAAAAUCCCCAGAUCCAAUGGAGCUGCUGCUGCGGAAGUCAAAGCCACUCAGCCACAGACGGCAGCAAACGAAGAGUCCUUUUACCUCUGAGCUCUAUGACUGGCCAACUUGUAAAAGGCCUCCGACUUUCUCCACAGGACAGCCCCUGCCAGCUAUCAGGAGAGAGAAACCUCAGGGUCCUUUCCGUGAUACUAGUGAAGUAUUUUGGCAGCGCCACAAGCCUUUGGAACCAACUUUGCACAUGGCAGCAUUCGUCGAUUCACCACUAGACAAGGCCAGAGAGGAAAUGAAAAAGGAGGAUUGGGGAAACUGUAUACAUGACAAAGAAUUUCUGCCAUUUUCUUCAUAUAGCAAAGAUAAGAAGUAUGACCCAUUAAUUCAUGGGUCAGGCAAAUAUGGCCAAGAAGCAUACGGAACUAAACACUUCCGAGAAGAAAAUCCUAAGAAGUGGGUAGCAGACAAGGACUUUCAGAGAGUGUUACCAUCAGUUGUUCUCUUUGAAAAGUAUGGAAAAACUUACUCCAGUACCGGGCAAAUAGUGUAAUUGUCCUGUGAACUGUGCAAUAUGACACCUAAUGAGUGAUCAAUAAAUACGUGUUCAGC
This is a messenger RNA of Strigops habroptila (Kakapo), 1157 nucleotides long. It is a transcript of the gene SPATA17, whose product is annotated as spermatogenesis associated 17. Gene Ontology annotation, cellular component: spindle pole. The coding region runs from base 7 to 1098 and encodes 363 amino acids. The record is from RefSeq and is a predicted model, not a curated record. Lineage: Eukaryota; Metazoa; Chordata; Aves; Psittaciformes; Psittacidae. Gene Ontology annotation, molecular function: protein binding. Gene Ontology annotation, biological process: establishment of meiotic spindle localization; spindle organization; mitotic cell cycle. The transcript has 10 exons.